AUGGCUUGGGAUCACCUCUCCAUCAACAAACCUCAUUUGGUUUAUAUAAUUUUGGGUGGCUUCACCUCAUUGUUUAUGCUGUGUUCCUCCUUCAUCAAGGAGCGCAUGUAUAUCGGUGAAGCCACUGUCGCCACGAUUUGUGGUAUUAUCUUUGGACCACAUGCCGCCAAUUUGAUCGAUCCCGACACUUGGGGAAAUACCGAUCAGAUCACUCUAGAAUUCUCACGAAUUGUCCUCGUUGUGCAAUGUUUUGCCGUCGGGGUCGAAUUGCCUAGGCAUUACAUGGAGAAACAUUGGAGGAGUGUAGUCUUUCUCUUGUUACCUGUGAUGACCUUUGGAUGGUUAAUCACAAGUCUUUUCAUUUGGUGGUUGAUCCCGCCGCUAAACUGGCUGCAGGGACUUUGCGUUGCAGCAUGUGUGACGGCGACAGAUCCUGUACUCGCUAGUUCGGUGGUUGGAAAAGGAAAAUUCGCAAAACGAGUACCGAAACAUUUGAGAGAUCUCCUAUCUGCCGAAUCAGGGUGUAACGAUGGAAUGGCAUUCCCAUUUAUCUACCUUUCCUUAUAUUUGAUUCGAUUUCACCUCAAUGCGAAAGAAGUCACAUUUGAUUUCAUUGUCAUAACCGUUCUUUACGAGUGUGUGUUUGGUGCAAUUUAUGGUUUUGUCGUCGGAUACAUUGGCAGGCACGGGAUCAAAUAUGCGGAAAGACACGAUUUGGUCGACAGAGAGAGUUUUCUCGUGUUCUACUUCGUCCUUGCUCUAUUCUGUGCAGGUUCAGGGAGUAUCCUUGGAGUGGAUGAUCUCCUUGUCGGUUUUGCGGCUGGCGUUGGUUUCUCGAACGACGGUUGGUUUACUCAGAAAACAGAAGAAUCUCAUGUGUCCAACGUCAUAGAUCUGCUUAUCAAUUUGGCAUAUUUUGUUUACCUUGGUACAAUUAUUCCGUGGGAACAGUACAAUGAUAUGGAAAUCGGAACUUCACCAUGGAGGCUCGCUGUUAUCGCUAUCUUGGUCAUUUUCUUUCGACGAAUACCAAUCAUGAUGGCACUAAAACCUCUGAUACCCGACAUAAAAACUUGGCGAGAAGCUCUGUUUGCUGGCCACUUCGGACCUAUUGGAGUGGGUGCUAUCUUUGUUGCUAUUCUUGCGAGAGCCGAGCUUGAGACUGACUCUACCACUCCGUUAACUGAGUACCCUGACCGAGAUGCACCGAAUUGGGAAUUGGUAACGGUAAUUUGGCCAAUUGUAACCUUUCUUGUUAUUUCCUCGAUUAUCGUGCAUGGAUCCUCUAUUGCCGUCUUUACCCUAGGCAAACAUAUCAAUACCCUGACACUAACAAUGUCCUACACUCAAGCUGGGGACGAUGGACCCUCUUGGAUGAAUCGUCUCCCUCGUAUCUCAUCGAUUUCGAGAUCUCAAGCUAAGACAGCAGGCUCGGAGACUGACGGCGAGGAUAUGAGACUGGAUGAAUUACCACCAGGUACUCUGCCACCCGCGGGAGGAAUUCCUGGAGGCUUCUUGCGCCGCCAAAAGGAGGAGGAUAAUCCAAGUCGCGCCAACAGUCGUCCUUCUUCAGUAAUUCCGCGACGCAGAAAGAAGAAGUGGGACGAUGGAGUAGGACCAGGUGGUCCUAUCAGCGAGUCGGCCAUUUAUCCUGCUCGACGAAGUCGCGACUACUCAACUGGACAUACAUCUGAUACAUUAACGCCCGGCGGAUCUUCGCCUGAUAACGAGAAAGCAAAAAUUGAUGACGAGUCAAAUGAAGGCGAACUUGGAGAAGUCCAACACGAUCCGGAGAUGGAAGAAAUCAUGCAUCAUGGCGAGAAGCAAAAGCGACACGAUGAGCACAUGUCGGACGCUCAACGCAAUCCUGACAAGGCGGAAAUUUUUGAUGAAGGUGAUCACAUCAUAAUCGAAAAUGAGGACGGCGAUGUAUUGAAAACCCUAAAAAGUCCAGAAGCUGGAACUCCCAAGGAAGAACUUGAGAAUAUUGAAAAGGGGAUCAAGCAAGGGUCAGAGAAAGCCUACAAAAAGUUUGGCAAGAUCAUGGGUGUUUGGAGGAACAAAGACGAGGCCAAGGAGCAUAUCGAAGGAGAAGGUUCAAAGGGGAAGAAAGGAAAGGAGCCUCACAAGACUCGAGGUCCAGCAUUGGCUUAUCAGUAUGGUAGAUCUAUUAUCGUUGAAGAUGAAGAUGGAGAAGUUGUCAAAACAUACGAAUUACCGCCCGACCCUAACAGCAAAGCCCCUAAGUCCGGCGAACCUAAUGCUGUUCGCCAAGGAAUACACCGUAUGGGUACAUGGACAGGACUUGGUGGCCACAAGGUAGACAACGCUACAAAGACAGAUGCUACAAGUGCAGAACCAGUCCGGCAAGGCAUAACUCGAAUGGGCACAUGGAAUUUCGGAAAGAAUACACCAAACACUGAAAACAAAGAAGCUGAAGAAGAAGAUGAUGACCGUCGUAUUAGAUUCACUAUUGGAGGAGCAGGACGCCGCCUAACUAAGGAAGACUUCUUAAAGGAAAUUCAAGGUUUGGACCCUAAAGCAAGAUGUGAGAUUGUCGAAGAAAGUGAUGCACCCAGGGCGAUGAAGGACUUGGCAAAGAGAGACGCCAGUGAUAAAACACAAGGAAGCUCCCGGUUGUUUGAAGCUCAAAAUACGCAACUUGCUGCUGGUGCACAAACUGCGCGAGUGGUUGCAAAACAAAUGGCCAAGUCACAGGGCGCGAAAAUCGACGCAAUCAAAGAAAGCAAUGAAACAGGAAGCAGCAAGAAUGAAGUGCCUGAGACGGCUGCAGAAAGGAGAAGAAGACAUGAUGCUUUGAAAGGAGUAGAGGAAGAUGAAGAAACAGAUGAAGCUAGAGGGCGGGGAAGGGGACGUGGACGUUCUCCUAGUCGUGGCGGCAACGGUCCAGAAGAAAAAGAAACGCCAGCAGAAAAGCGAAGACGGGAAGCCGCUCUCGGAGAAAGCGUACAGAGUGAUAGUGAUGAUGAUGAUACUCCGAGAGUGCCACCACCAGCUGUACGCAGCAGGGGUAUUAGAUUUGCGCAGAGUCCUGUGAGAGGAAAGAAGUAG
Molecule: messenger RNA, 3072 nt
Organism: Botrytis byssoidea
Lineage: Eukaryota; Fungi; Ascomycota; Leotiomycetes; Helotiales; Sclerotiniaceae
Exons: 2
Coding region: 1-3072 (1023 amino acids)
Biological process (GO): intracellular potassium ion homeostasis; regulation of membrane potential; sodium ion export across plasma membrane
Cellular component (GO): plasma membrane
Molecular function (GO): sodium:proton antiporter activity
Source: RefSeq, a predicted model, not a curated record